Oikopleura dioica is the source of this 1203-nucleotide messenger RNA. Lineage: Eukaryota; Metazoa; Chordata; Appendicularia; Copelata; Oikopleuridae. The record is from the annotation of a GenBank genome assembly.
AUGUCCAACCCAGGCUUCCCAAGCUUCGGCACUGAUGCCAUCCAUGCCGGUCAGGAUCCUGAGAAGUUUAACUUCAAAUCAGCUGUUCCACCGAUUACAAUGGCCUCGACUUAUCAACGAAGUGACACGGGAAUCCCGGAUCUAACCAAUGGAAAGUACAUUUACUCAAGACUCGGCAACCCAACUCGAGAAUGUUUGGAACAGUGUAUCGCUAAAUUAGAAAAUGCCAAGCACGGGCUUGCCUUCUCCUCGGGAAUGGCCGCUAUUACUGGCUGCAUUCAAACUUUUGCUAAGGCUGGUGAUCAUGUGAUUUGCGGUGACGAUGUUUACGGUGGUACCAACUGGUAUUUCAACAAUAUCGCCAACAAAAAUGGGCUCCAGGUUGAUAUGGUCGACAUGCGAAACAUCGACGCCGUAGUCGCUGCUGUCAAAGAUAAUACACAGAUCGUUUUCUUCGAGUCCAUGACAAAUCCUCUUCUCCGCGUCGUCGACGUAGCUGCCGUUGCUGAAGCUGUCCAUCGAAUCCGAGACGAUAUUGUCGUCAUCGUUGACAAUACCUUCAUGACUCCAUGGAACAUGCGCCCGCUCGAUCUCGGGGCGGAUAUUGUCGUGCACUCAGCGACAAAAUACAUCAACGGACACUCUGAUGUUGUUUGUGGUCUUCUAUCGACAAACAGCAAUAAUAUGCGAGAAGCCCUCUUUAUGACUCAAAUCACCCUCGGUGGAGUUCCUUCUCCCUUCGACUCUUACUUGGUCAACAGAGGAAUGAAAACACUUCAUCUCCGAAUGCCAAGACAUGCCGAAAAUGCGCUGAAAGUUUCAGAGUGGCUCGAAGCUAACCCAAGAAUCGAAAAAGUCUACUAUCCGGGCCUCCCAUCCCAUCCAGAGCACGAAACGUUGAAAAAAGUUGCACGAGGAGCUCCAGGAAUCAUUACUUUCUCCACUAAAGGUCAAGAAGAGCAUGCCGUCAAAUUCCUCAAAUCUACAAAAGUCGUCACUCUUGCCGUCUCCCUCGGUGGCUACGAAUCUUUGGCCGAACAUCCUGCUAGUAUGACCCAUGCAAAUGUACCAAAAGAGCACAGAGAAGCCCUUGGUAUCACGGACACAAUGAUCAGAAUGUCUGUUGGACUAGAAGAUGCGGAAGAUAUCAUUGCUGACUUAGAUAAUGCGUUGAAACAAGCUCUUCCUGAAGGAAAUUUCUAA